AUGCGCUUCUUUGCUCUCUCCCUCGUCGCGCUGUCGACUUCAGUGCUGGCCGCCGACUGCGACACUGGCUACGACUACAUCGUUGUUGGUGGUGGCCCCUCCGGUAUCAUCACCGCUGAGCGACUUUCCGAAGCCAACAAGAAGGUCCUCCUCCUCGAACGCGGCCAAAAGGGUCCUACCAUCGAAACCGGCUCCAACCACACUCUUCCUUGGGACAACUCUCUUACACCCAUCGACGUCCCCGGUCUUUCCGCUGCUGUCGGUGGACUGGACAUCUGGAAUGAGUACAUGUGCGAUGACACUGCUGGUCUCGCCGCUUGCGUUCUCGGUGGAGGUGUCACCGUGAACUACAUGGUGUUUGUCCACCCUCCCGAGCGCGACUUCAACGACAAGUGGCCCAAGGGUUGGAAGUGGAAUGAUAUCAAGCCUGCCGCUGAGAAGCUGUAUGCUCGUAACCCUGGUACUCUUGUGCCUUCCAAGGACAACAAGAAGUACGACACUGGUCUUUACAAGACUCUGUCCAAGUUCCUGAACAAGGCUGGAUGGAAGUCUGUUGACAUGAUCAAGCAGCCCAACGAGAAGCACCAGGUCUACAGCUGGCCUUCUUGGAACGUCCAGGACUCUCUUCGUGCUGGACCUGUCAGGACCUACCUCCCUCUCGCCGAGAAGCGCGACAAUUUCAAGCUCCAGAUGGGCACCAAGGUCAUUCGCGUUGUCCGAUCUGGCUCGGUUGCUAAGGGUGUCGAGGUCGAGACCGCCGAUGGUAAGAAGGAGAUCAUCCGUCUUUCCAAGGGUGGUCGCGUCGUCCUCUCUGCUGGUGCUCUCUCUACUCCCCGUCUUCUGAUCAACUCUGGUAUCGGACCCAAGAAGCAGAUCCUCAACGCCAAGAAAUCUGGUGUUACUCUUCCUUCUCAGCGCAACUGGAUCGACCUUCCUGUCGGUCAGGAGCUCAUGGACCACCCUAUCUUCUCUUUCAACGUCAAGACUGAUGGCAAGUGGGGUAUGCUCGACACUGACAGCGUUCUCAACGGUACCGACACCAAGAACAUCAAGCUCUUUGAGGACAAGUCCUCUGGUGUUCUCACUCAGGGCCGUCACCGUCUCAUCUUCUUCACUUCUCGCAAGGGAUCAGAUGGUAAGACCCGCUACUUCCAGGGUUCUACCUCUGCUGCUGGUGAGGGUGUCAUCUCUAUCAAGGUCUACCUGACCCACGGUCUCACUUCUUCCGGUGUUCUGGGUCUCGGUGAGGAUGGCAAGACUGUCUUCGAGAAGAAGCCUUACCUUACUACCGAGGCUGAUACCAAGGCUGCCAAGGCUUUUGUUGAGGAGUUUAUCUCUUCCAUCACUGAUGCUUCCACUGGUUACACCCUUCAGGGUAAGACCAACGCUACUGCCAUUCUUGCUGCUCCCCAGAACGGAAACCACUACGUUGGUACUGCCAAGAUUGGUUCAGUUGUCGACACCAAUGCUAAAGUCUAUGGAAUGGACAACCUUUUCGUCACUGACGCUAGUAUCCACCCUGACCUUGCCACUGGCAACGUCCAAACUAUUGUCAUGGUUGCUGCUGAGGCUGCUGUUGCCAAGAUCCUGGCCAACUAA
This is a messenger RNA of Fusarium coffeatum, 1599 nucleotides long. RefSeq lists its product as uncharacterized. The record is from RefSeq and is a predicted model, not a curated record. Lineage: Eukaryota; Fungi; Ascomycota; Sordariomycetes; Hypocreales; Nectriaceae. Gene Ontology annotation, molecular function: flavin adenine dinucleotide binding; oxidoreductase activity, acting on CH-OH group of donors. Bases 1 to 1599 code for a protein of 532 amino acids. The transcript has 2 exons.